Belonocnema kinseyi is the source of this 286-nucleotide messenger RNA. Its product is annotated as putative gustatory receptor 28b. Gene Ontology annotation, biological process: sensory perception of taste. Lineage: Eukaryota; Metazoa; Arthropoda; Insecta; Hymenoptera; Cynipidae. The coding region runs from base 37 to 267 and encodes 76 amino acids. Gene Ontology annotation, cellular component: membrane. The record is from RefSeq and is a predicted model, not a curated record. The transcript has 3 exons.
GCCUUCUAUCUGUUUCACAAACUAAUUUUUCUUUACAUGAAGUCACGUAGGACGAGAGACAUUCUUUUUGCAAUGAAAAAUACAAUUCAAAAUGCAGAAUUAAAAGAAGAGGUUGAACAAUUUUCUUUACAACUCACCCAGCGGCCUCUGGAAUUUUCAUUGUGUGGAUUCAUGACCUUGGACUACUCUCUCGUGCAAGGGUUUUUGCAACAAGUAACGACAUACCUCAUUUUAUUGAUACAUUACAAAAUUGGAGUUCAGAAAUAAAAGGAUAAGUAAUUGUUAA